AUGAGCCACAUGUAUAAUCUCAGUAUUCUCAUCGACCCUAUACACGCCAGGUUUGAAUAAAUACAUAGCUGUGAAUUCAUAUACAUUUUGUUUCCAUCGAUCCUAGCUGGAAGUAAGUUUGGGCUUUUUGGAUCAAUUGUCGAUACAACUGCUUGCUGAUUUACUGAAGAAAGAUGGCCACGAAAUCGGUGCUGGUUCUGCUGCUGGUUGCCGCAGCAACGACUUUUGCUCAGAAACAAUGCUGCUAUCCCAUCCAAUUUGAGGGCAGUUGGGGCAGCAUUAUCGCCCAGGUGCAGGCGGGCCAAGCUAUGACCCAGACUUACGGCUUCCAGUUCGCUUAUGACUACACUAAUCGUCGUCUGGGUGCGAUAACCUACAAAGAAGACCUGGGAGUGAUGACCAAAUUCCAGUACAUCUUUGAGUACAGCCAGGGAGUUGAAUACGACAUUCAAGUCAAGCCUCAGAUUUCAUCUUGCGUUAAACGUACUCUAAACGCCACCAUUGCACAUUGUAUCCCCGCUAGCGCCACCUAUCUUGGUUCAUCCUACUACGGCGACCACAAGUUGAACGUAGACUUUUUCCAGUACUUCAGAUCGAUGGGUCCAUCCAACUACGCUAACGUCACCGUGACUGUUUCGCAGGGAGACUGCAUUCCAUUCUCUGUUGUCAAUGAGGGAAAGUCUAACGGUGUUCCGACGCUUGAAAUUCGUGGCUACGUAAACUACACCAGCGGCAUCAGUGAUCCAUCCAAGUACUUCACCGUGCCCAGCGUUUGCCAAUCGUCAAACCACGAGACACCGAAGAUGCAGACAUCUCCCUUUGACAAGAUACUGCCAUAGAAACUGAAGUAAUUGAAGACAUAACGGCAAGCAUUUCUUCAAGCUAGCUAGCCCUUUCCUGAGUAUGUGAGGAUUGGUUAAAGAGCUGUUUACGCAAUGAUUUUGCUUAUUUUAUUCUUAAGAACCGAUUCAAAUCCACACGUCAGACUGUAAUUUACAGCAUAAAAUUUCGUUUGAGUUUUCAAUUUUAAUGGAGAAGUUCGAACAGCUUUGUCAGCAACUACAAGCAGAACUUGUUGGCAAUGAAGGAGGAAUUGAACUGGACCAGAGAAAUAAUACAUACUAUCACUUUAUAAUACAGUAAUAUGUAGUAUACAGUAAUUAUAGUAAUAUCGCUUCACAAAACAAUAAUAUUUCAUUUUUGCAAUUAAUCUUAUUAUAGCAAUUGGAAUUACAAUUUCGAUGGAUGGAUUUGAUUAUGUACAAUGAAGAUGACUUCUGGGCAUAAUGAAAUGCUGAUGUAUGCUUUUCAUUAACAUCGUUGAAUAAUCGUUACAAAUGUAACUAAGUAGAGUUAUCAAGUAAAGUUUUAUAUUGAUAAACUGAAA
Molecule: messenger RNA, 1387 nt
Organism: Patiria miniata (bat star)
Lineage: Eukaryota; Metazoa; Echinodermata; Asteroidea; Valvatida; Asterinidae
Exons: 6
Coding region: 174-839 (221 amino acids)
Biological process (GO): cell-matrix adhesion
Cellular component (GO): lysosome; extracellular region
Molecular function (GO): calcium ion binding
Source: RefSeq, a predicted model, not a curated record